GUACGUGGGCCUCAACUGUUUCAGCAAACAAGCACGUGCACAUCACGGGAUUAACUUUCCUUCCUGAAUUUACACAUCAUCAUCAUCUUCAGUUCCAUCUUUCCAUUCUACAGCCUCUGCUCUCCGCUGAUCGCCGUUGCUAUAAGACGGAGCUCCGUUACCUUUUCUAUCGGAGUUGACCCGGAAUAGUUUAUGAGCCUAUAUUCUUUCCAAUUUUUCUCACAUUACAGAACCCUUAUUAAACCCUUGAGCAUUCCACCACCGUCGUGGUCGUUGACGAUGAAGGACCGGCCGCCGCCGCCGUCAUCCGUUUACGUACCUCCACAUCAACGCCUCCUCCGUUCAGUAAUCACUGCUGUUCCGCCACAGUCCGGCGGCUUCCGUUCUACAGCAAUCGAUCCCAAACCUAUUCCGAACGCUCAGCAGCAAAUUCAGCAGCCACAACAAAUGCGAGUGCUGCAACAGAAGAGAACUUCACGAUUUGAUGAGGUUUUACUUUCUCAGGAAGUUUCCGCUUGUGAUAUUGACCUUACACCCUAUCAGGGUGCUGCCAUAUCUGACAACACUGAAGCAUGGAAAUCGAAGCUCACUGCUCUGUUACGCGACAAGGAUAAACAAGAGGUGCUCUCAAGGGAGAAAAAGGAUAGGCGUGAUUAUGAGCAAAUAGCAGCUUUAGCGAGCAAAAUGGGUUUAUAUAGCAACCUAUAUUCAAAAGUAGUUGUUGUCAGCAAGCUUCCAUUACCAAACUACAGGUUUGAUUUGGAUGAUAAGCGUCCUCAGAGAGAGGUGAUCUUGCCUCCGGGGUUGCCAAGACGAAUAGAUACUUUUCUUGGAGAAUACUUGUCUCAUAAGCCAAUGAGCGUGGCUGUACUUUCACGAUCAAGCAGUAAUGGUAGCAUAACUACCGAUGAGGGUCUAUUUGAGCAGCCAGAGUUACUCCCUCAAAGUAAGGCUUCCAUGGAGAACAUCCUUUGGCGUAGGAGCAUGCAAAUGCGAGCUGAGCAACAAACUUGGCAGGAAUCACCAGAAGGUAGGAAGAUGCUGGAAUUUCGUAGUAGUCUACCUGCAUAUAAGGAAAAAGAAGCAAUAUUAAGUGCCAUUUCACAAAACCAGGUGGUUAUUAUCUCAGGUGAAACUGGCUGUGGGAAGACCACACAGAUUCCCCAAUUUAUUUUAGAGUCUGAAAUUGAGUCUGCUCACGGAGCCAUGUGCAGUAUCAUAUGUACUCAGCCAAGAAGAAUAUCUGCUAUGACUGUAUCUGAAAGAAUUGCUGCAGAGAGAGGGGAGUUGUUGGGUGAAACAGUUGGAUAUAAAGUGAGGCUAGAAGGUGUUAAAGGGAGGGAUACUCACCUCCUCUUCUGUACCACUGGUAUCUUGUUGAGAAGACUACUAAUUGACAGAAAUCUGAAGGGCAUCACACAUGUAAUUGUGGACGAGAUUCAUGAACGUGGAAUAAAUGAAGAUUUUCUGCUAAUAGUUCUAAAGGAUUUAAUCCCUCGCCGGCCUGAGUUAAGGUUGAUUUUGAUGAGUGCCACCUUAGAUGCAGAGCUUUUCUCUUCAUACUUUGGUGGGGCUCCGCUGGUCCACAUUCCGGGAUUUACAUAUCCCGUUCGCACUCAUUUCCUCGAAAAUAUUCUGGAGAUGUCGGGAUACAGAUUGACGCCAGACAAUCAGAUUGAUGAUUAUGGUCAGGAGAGAACGUGGAAAAUGAACAAGCAAGCUCCAAGAAAAAGGAAAAGCCAGAUUGCUUCUGCUGUUGAGGAUGCCCUCAGAGCUGCUGAUUUCAAAGAAUUUAGCCCUGUGACACAGGAGUCUUUGUCUUGUUGGAAUCCUGAUUGUAUAGGCUUCAAUCUUAUAGAACAUAUUCUAUGCCAUAUUUGUGAAAAUGAAAGGCCUGGUGCUGUUUUAGUUUUUAUGACUGGUUGGGAUGAUAUAAAUUCUCUGAAGGAUAAGCUACAAUGUCAUCCUAUCUUGGGAAAUACCAGCCGUGUUUUAUUGCUGGCAUGCCAUGGUUCUAUGGCUAGUACGGAGCAGAGGUUAAUAUUUGACAAGCCUGAAGAUGGAGUGAGGAAGAUAGUGUUGGCUACAAAUAUUGCUGAAACCAGUAUCACAAUCGAUGACGUAGUUUAUGUUAUUGACUGUGGCAAGGCAAAAGAGACGUCAUAUGAUGCACUUAAUAAUACUCCUUGUUUGCUUCCUACUUGGAUUUCAAAGGUUUCAGCUCGACAAAGAAGGGGAAGAGCCGGACGUGUUCAGCCUGGAGAAUGCUAUCAUCUCUAUCCCAGAUGUGUGUAUGAUGCUUUUGCUGAUUAUCAAUUACCAGAAAUUCUGAGGACCCCUUUGCAAUCCCUUUGUUUGCAAAUUAAAAGUUUAAAACUCGGUAGCAUCUCUGAGUUCCUUUCAAGGGCUUUGCAAUCCCCCGAGUUAUUAGCGGUUCAAAAAGCUAUUGAGUAUCUGAAAAUUAUUGGGGCUUUAGAUGAGAGUGAAAAUUUGACUGUUCUAGGACGUUACUUAACAAUGCUUCCAAUGGAGCCUAAACUCGGAAAAAUGCUUAUACUUGGUGCAACUUUGAAUUGUUUGGAGCCGAUAUUAACUAUCGUUGCUGGUCUUAGUGUCCGAGAUCCCUUCUUGACACCGCUUGACAAGAAAGAUCUUGCGGAUGCUGCUAAGGCUCAUUUUUCACGCGAUUAUAGUGACCAUCUUGCUCUUGUUCGAGCAUAUGAGGGAUGGAGGGAUGCUGAAAGAGACCUAGCUGGAUAUGAGUACUGCUGGAAGAAUUUUCUGUCUGCACAGUCUAUGAAAGCUAUUGAUUCUCUUCGCAGGGAGUUUUACUCUUUGCUGAAGGAUACUGGUCUUGUUGACAGCAAUAAUACCAUCUAUAAUUCUUGGAGUUACGAUGAGCACCUCCUUCGAGGAAUUAUCUGCUAUGGGUUGUAUCCUGGAAUCUGUUCUGUCCUGCAUAAUGAGAAGUCAUUUUCGUUGAAAACAAUGGAAGAUGGUCAGGUGCUUUUACACUCGAACUCCAUUAAUGCCCGGGACUCCAGGAUACCAUAUCCCUGGCUGAUUUUCAAUGAAAAGAUCAAAGUAAACUCUGUCUUUCUCCGGGAUUCCACAGCUAUCUCCGACUCAGUGCUGCUACUAUUUGGAGGAACCAUCUCAAAAGGGGAAGUGGACGGUCACUUGAAAAUGUUAGGUGGAUACUUAGAGUUCUUUAUGAGCCCUACUAUAGCAGAAAUGUAUAGAAGUCUAAGAAGAGAGCUUGAUGAGUUAAUUCAUACUAAACUCCUGAAUCCUAGGAUGGAUGUACAUAGUUAUCAUGAACUUCUGUCAGCAAUACGGUUGCUUAUCUCAGAGGAUCAAUGUGGUGGCAGAUUUGUUUUUAGUCGUCAGGUUUUACUAACUUCCAAGCCAUGUGCUGCAGCAGCACCACCAGCUCCAAUGUCAAGGACAGAAAGUGGUCCUGGAGGUGAAAAUUCUAAGUCUCAGCUACAGACGUUGCUGAAUCGAGCAGGGUAUGCAACACCAACGUACAAGACAAGGCAACUUAAUAACAAUCAGUUUCAAGCAACUGUAGAGUUCAACGGGAUGCAGAUAAUGGGACGGCCUUGCAACAACAAAAAACAAGCUGAAAAAGAUGCAGCAGCUGAGGCUCUGCAAUGGUUGUUGGAAGGGCACCGUGCAGGUCCUGAUUACAUUGAGCGGAUGUCUCUGAUUCUGAAAAAGAGCAAGACAGCAUAGAUGAGUUGGGAUUAAAGCAGACGUCACAAACUGGCACUAGUGUGAUGCUUGGGACAGCCUCACGUCCUUGGUUUUGCUCGGGAUGAGUUCAUAGGAGCAUGGUAUUUUGGCAGCUUUACAAAUAUACACGAAUAUGAUAUGCAACCCAUGAGCAAUCAUAAAGUAUGCCUACUAAUGGCAGACUGAUUUUCAAGUCUCAUGAAAAUGCGCGGUGGGCUCAGCAGCAUAGACUGCCUCUGAAAUCUGAAAUAAAACUAGAUCCGAGGGGCAGGGGAACAAUUUUGGAUCUCUUGGCUUCUUUUGACUUUGUCCUAAGUAUGCCUUUUCAGCUGCUCAGCCUGGUCAUCGAGGGAAUGCACCCGAAAUUACAACAUUUUAGCAAUGAGGAAAUGUGUCAUAUAUUUGCGAAGCAAAUCAAUGCUCUGGCAUUGUUAAACGCAAUGAUCAAGUUUAUCUUUAUCCUUUUGUAUAUAUUAAAGGUUUAUGAAAUCAUUCCAUUUUGCUAUUAAUGGCUGCUCUGAGAAUUUUGGAAGGUCAGCUAUCUGGAAUUCUCUUUUCAUAUGCUUUUCCUUAAUGGGUCCGGUGCCUGUUGGUUACAUCUCGAGGCUAUUUGACUGCUCACUGAUGAAUAUACGCAGAGGCGAAUCAAGAAUCUUAAGCAAUAUCUGUGGAGUAUCACUACAUCUAUAAUUCCUUUGCAGAUAUAGCUGUCAGUCUAACAUAAGUAUGUACGUUUUUUAGAAUUGUUUUAAUAUACGUGUGUUUGCAUACAAUUUUCAAGCUGAAGCCAACGAGUUUGGAGUGCGGACUUUCCCAAACAGCUGCAACACCCAUGUCGGAUCUUUCAAAAAUCACUACUGUUGGAGAAUCCAACACGCCCCCACCGGCAUUUUAGGAGAAUCCGAGCAACAUAACUGCUGAUAGGCUGCUUGAAUAUCGUUAAAGUGCUCAAAAUGCUAGCACCAGCAUGAGCCUGCAAGUGCAAGUGGUUGGUUGCAUGUACAAGUUAUUAUGAUUUGUAAUUCCUACCUUUUCAGCAUUUUCAAAGGGUGUCAGGUUCAUUCUACUAGGUAACACUAAAAACUCGUGUAGUUUUAUGGCUAGAAGUAGACUCUUACGAAUUUUCUCUCCUCUCAACUUUUCAAGGAAAUCGAAUUGACAACUUAUAAUCAAUCUAUUCAAAUGGUACACGUGUCAUUGAUUUUAAAGGAGGGUCAA
Molecule: messenger RNA, 4956 nt
Organism: Nicotiana tabacum (common tobacco)
Lineage: Eukaryota; Viridiplantae; Streptophyta; Magnoliopsida; Solanales; Solanaceae
Product: DExH-box ATP-dependent RNA helicase DExH5, mitochondrial
Cellular component (GO): intracellular anatomical structure; nucleus
Molecular function (GO): helicase activity; RNA binding; ATP binding
Source: RefSeq, a predicted model, not a curated record